Molecule: messenger RNA, 1104 nt
Organism: Lichtheimia ornata
Lineage: Eukaryota; Fungi; Mucoromycota; Mucoromycetes; Mucorales; Lichtheimiaceae
Exons: 1
Coding region: 1-1104 (367 amino acids)
Molecular function (GO): nucleic acid binding; zinc ion binding
Source: RefSeq, a predicted model, not a curated record
AUGGAUCUUCCCGCUAAACCUAAAAAAUCAGUGGGUGGGAAACCAUCCCACGACCAACCAUCAUCGUAUGCAUCCCUUUUCAACAAGACUCGAGAAUCCAUCACCCUUUUUUCCCAACAUCAGAACAGCCGCCAAGUGUGGCGACGUGCUGAAAACCCCCAUUCCUUGCUGUUUGAUAUAACCCAUUUGAAAAUAACUGACGCUGAAUUUCGGCUUGCAGUUGGUCACUCAACAUUGCAUAAGGGUGCCCAUGGCAUUGUUGUGCAUCGAACACGCUCGUAUACCAUUGCUGAAGUCGCUUUCGAGACACAAGACCUCGCUGACAAAAACCUCGAUCAACCAGUAGUCCUCGCUGAUGGCACAAAAGUCUUUGGUUCCCAACCUAUACCAGAAGAAUGGGACGUUGUGAAAAUCAACCUUACUCAUAUCCCAUUGUAUACACGCACAAUUCUUUCCUCAUCACUCUCUACAGCACUCAAACCUUUUGGUCAACUUCUUGAACUUGGUAUCUACCUGGAACAAAACUUUUUCACAGGAAAAGGAUACGCUUACAUCAAUACUACUCCCAAGUACGCCAACAACAGCAACAAAGUGUUUCAUGUACCACCUCAACAGCUCGUGCAUUCCAUCACUGUAUCACGUAAUGAUGGGUCCUACCCCACUCGUAUGUUCGCCACAUGGUCACAAAUGCCUUUAUACUGUCGUUAUUGCCAUCUUUCUGGACAUACUCGCCUCCAGUGCAAGCAGAAACCUCAACCAAGAUGUCAUUUUUGUCAAGAACUCGGUCAUAUUCGUAAAGAUUGCCAAAUCCGACAAGGCAAGAAGCUUGCCCCUGAAACCAGAACCUCCGACCCUGCAAACUCUAAUCAAGAUACUCUCACAUCGACAUUCACCUUCCGAACAAAUAGCAAACGCCAACGCAACGUCGCCCCUUCGAAGUCCACUCCUAUGAACAUUACUCCAACUCCCGACACCAAUAACAAUAGCCUUCCUGCUACAGUUUCUACCCCGCAUGAUCACCCACAGCAACAGCCCCCUCCGCAUGAUGGCCAACGGUCUGAUGUCUCUCUUCCAAAAAGUGAUACGGAUGCGAUGGAGACAUAG